This is a messenger RNA of Lepisosteus oculatus (spotted gar), 3051 nucleotides long. RefSeq names its product oocyte zinc finger protein XlCOF6-like. NCBI's taxonomy places the organism in Eukaryota, Metazoa, Chordata, Actinopteri, Semionotiformes, Lepisosteidae. Gene Ontology annotation, cellular component: nucleus. The record is from RefSeq and is a predicted model, not a curated record. Gene Ontology annotation, biological process: regulation of transcription by RNA polymerase II. Gene Ontology annotation, molecular function: RNA polymerase II transcription regulatory region sequence-specific DNA binding; DNA-binding transcription factor activity, RNA polymerase II-specific.
UGCAGAUAUUUUUCCUUUUGGUAGUGAUUCAGUCAUUUCAGAUGAGUAAUAAAGGUUUUUCGGAUUAAAAUAAACUUUCAGCUAGUCAGUACGCUACCUGAUGAUAGUUGUGUCCGUGUUUGAACAGAUCAGAGGAUUCAAAGAGAGAUCUGUGCAUAUAAAUAGAAUAAAAAUUUAAAAAAUAGUUUACCUCGGUCAGCAAUUGUUUCCGACCGGCUCUGAAGAAGGAUGGCGGAGUGCUUGUUAAAUCUGCAAACCGAGCUUCACUCUUUCAUGGAGAUUUUACUCAAAUCCAUCGUGUACGAAUUGUCAGACGUUUUCCGAAACAGGAUGCGUGACUCUGAAGACGAGUUUCAAGACAAACUCCGCAGAAUCUCCCAGAUUCUGGUGAGACGGGCAGUGUUUAGAAUCACACAGUGUGUGGAGGACAGUUUCGGGAGUGAAAUGGCGCAGCUGAAGAAGGAAAACGAGAGCCUGAAGCGGAGAUUGCAGUUGUGGGAGAAGUGGUCGGGAGCAGGGGGAGAUCUAGGACAGACGGAUCAUUUUGGACACACGCUUCCGUAUGAGAUCACUGCAGAACUAAAAGAAGAAAUGGACACGAAACUGGAGCUGUUAGUUUCAGCAUCCAGUGCUCUCCCCAAUACUGGGGAAAGUGCUCCUUAUGAACAGCAGCACAGUGAGGAGGAGUGGGGCUCCAGUCUGAUGCAGGAGACAGAGCACAUUGCUGCUGAAGGGGAAGAGAAAUUCUAUGAGCAGUACACGGAGAGCAGACGGAGUGUCGAGCAUCCGGACUCUGUGCCCAUGAUGAAGACAGAAUCUCAGAGUGAGACACCUCCUAGCCUCUUAGUAUCUGAGGAAUGUACAGAGAAGAUUAAUAAUCUGGACACCAAGAAUAUUACUGAAAAUUGUAAUGAUCUGGAUUACGUUUCUGUUAAGGAGCAAAAAGAAGUACUAGAUGAUUUCAAUCUUACAGAGCAGGAUAUGGAGCCCCAGUUGAUUGACCCUGCAAAGCAGCAGAUUGAUGCACCUGGUGAAACAAAGUGGUGUCAAGUGAAGUCAAGUGAUUUAAUAACACACCAGUUCAUUGCAGACCAGAGGAACAGAAACACUCGUUUAGCACCUUGUUCAGAUAAAAUGGAGAAAAUGUCAAUACAACACAAACAUCAGAAAUAUUUUCAUCAGUCAGUGAAAUUAAAUAAACACCAGAGCACUCACACAGGGAGGAAGACAUUUAGUUGCACUCAGUGUGGGAAGAGAUUUAAUCUUUUAAGGCACUUAAAAACUCACCAACGCAUUCACACAGGAAAGAAACCAUUCAGCUGCAGUCAGUGUGGGAAGAGUUUUAGUAUUUCAAGCAACUUAAAAACUCACCAACGCAUUCACACAGGAGAGAAACCAUUCAGCUGCAGUCAAUGUGGGAAAUGUUUUAGACAGUUGAGCACUUUAAAAACCCACCAGCGUAUUCACACAGGGGAGAAACCUUUCAUUUGCAGACAGUGUGGGAGGAGUUUUAGCCGGUCUUGCAACUUAAAAGCUCACCAGCUUAUUCACACAGUGGAUAGAGCAUUCAGCUGCAGUCAGUGUGGAAAGCAUUUUCGUCUUUUAAAACACUUAAAAGGUCACCAGCUUAUUCACACAGGAAAGAAACCAUUCAGUUGCAGUCAGUGUGAGAAGAGUUAUUUUCAUUUACACAAAUUAAAAAUCCACCAGCGCAUUCACACAGGGGAGAGAGCAUUCAGUUGCAGUCAGUGUGGGAAGAGUUUUACUCGGCCAGACACAUUAAAAACCCACCAGCUUAUCCACACAGGAGAGAAACCAUUCAUUUGUAGUCAGUGUGGAAAGAGUUUUAGUCUUUUAGAACACUUAAAAACCCACCAGCUUAUUCAUACAGGAGAAAAACCUUUCAGCUGCAGUCAUUGUGGGAAAUGUUUUAGUCGAUCAAGCACCUUAAAAAGCCACCUGCGCACUCACACAGGGGAGAAACCAUUUAGCUGCGGUCUGUGUGCGAGGAGUUUUAGUCGGUUAGGCUACUUAAAAACACACCAGCUUAUUCACACAGGGGAGAAACCAUUCAAUUGCAGUCAGUGUGGGAAGACUUUUCGGGAGUCACGUACAUUAAAAAUGCACCAGCGCAUUCACACAGGAGAGAGACCAUUCAAUUGCAGUCAGUGUGGGAAGAGUUUUAGGGUGUCACGCACUUUAAAAAACCACCAGCGCACUCACACAGGAGAGAAACCAUUCAAUUGUGGUCAGUGCGGGAAGAGUUUUAGUUUGGCGAGCAACUUAAAAAUACAUCAGCGCACUCACACUGGAGAGAAACCUUUCAGCUGCAGUCACUGUGGGAAGAGAUUUAAACACUCAAGCACCUUAAAAACCCACCAGCUUAUUCACACAAGAAAAACAGUGAACCUUUGCACAGAAGGCUAGAAUUGGACAAUGAUUCAUUAAUAUUGUACUUAAAAAAACAUCUACAUUUCUUCUAUUUCUUUUCUAAUCUGUUGUGGUAUGGUCCAGACCUGAACUAAGCAAGUAUCUGUUAUCUGUGAAGCAUGAAGAUUUCAAAGAGCUAUUUUAAUUGCUCAAACAGUUCUGUAAUUUCUAUUGCCAACAGAUAUUCUCUGACACAUGAACUUGAUUACCUUAGAGAGAUUGAUCUUUGAGUUUUGUUUUAAAUGUGGUCAUCUGCACAUGCUGAGCAAGAGAGACACAUUGUGCGGAGUGCUCUGGAGUGUUCACAGAGAGAGUGUGUGGCAUUUCAGAGAUACUGGAAGGCAGGGAUAACCAUUGUGUUAUGUCUGGAAACCUCUGUUAAGGUUCUAAUGCAUCACCAUUCCCCGCGUGACGCAAGCAAAGUAUAAUUCUUAUCUUUAUAGCGUGCUUGUUUGAGAGCUGGCAACCAGACCGCUGAAGGGUACAUUUAUAGCCAGCAGUCAUGUCACCCUGAAACACACAUCUAGUAACCCACUGUAGCUAGGCACGUGUGAGCCUGCUCAGUACCUGGAUGAGAUGCCUCCUGAGAAAAACUAAGGUUACUGCUGGAAGAGGUGUUAG